Messenger RNA from Helianthus annuus (common sunflower), 1042 nucleotides. RefSeq names its product transcription factor bHLH104. The record is from RefSeq and is a predicted model, not a curated record. The transcript has 5 exons. Gene Ontology annotation, molecular function: DNA-binding transcription factor activity; protein dimerization activity. Lineage: Eukaryota; Viridiplantae; Streptophyta; Magnoliopsida; Asterales; Asteraceae. The coding region runs from base 130 to 804 and encodes 224 amino acids. Gene Ontology annotation, biological process: intracellular iron ion homeostasis; regulation of DNA-templated transcription.
UAACAGUGUAAUAAUCAAUCAAUUACUUUCUUUUAUUGUUGACCAUAUGAGAUUGAAGACUGCAUUAGAACAUCAUAUCUAGGGUUUCGUAUUCAAUAUUGUUUGCGAUUGUACCGAAAUCAACAUCAAAUGGAUCCGUUUGAGGAUGCUAAUUGGGAUCUGAUUGAUUACGACAGUCUAAUUAACGAUGUUGCACCGGCUCAUCUCUAUUGGGCCGAUCAGAGUGCUGCGGUCCAGGUAGAUGCUUCGGUUGCUGGCUUUGCACCGCUGGAGAAGGAGUGUACGGAGAAAGAAUGCUCGAGAAAAAGGGGACGCAGUAAUUCGUGCAGCAAGGCCGAGAAUAAAGCCUGUCGUGAGAGGCAAAGAAGGGAAAUGUUGAAUAACAGGUUCUUCGAAUUAAGCUCUACUUUAGAACCUGACCGGCCCGCCACUACUGAUAAAUUAGCUAUACUUGGAGACGCUAUCCGAGUUUUGAAUCGACUCAAAUCUGAAUCUCAGGAUUACAAAGAAACGAAUGAGAAACUGUUGGAAGAAAUUAAAACAUUGAAGGCAGAGAAGAAUGAGCUUCGUGAAGAGAAACUCGUUUUAAAGGAGGAAAAAGCAAAAUUGGAGCAGCAGGUGAAAGCGAUGACCAAUAAUAUUCCGCCACCUGGAUUUAUGGCACCGCAUCCAGCUGCAUUUCAGGCUGGAGCGAACAAGAUGCCCGUUUUUCCAGGCUAUGGUUACAUUCCAAUGUGGCAGUAUUUACCGCAAUCUAGUUGUGAUACUUCUCAUGAUCAUGAGCUCAGGCCGCCUGCUGCUUAAUAAAAGUGGCUAAGGGACGACAGCCAAUGAGAAUAUUGUUAGCUCAUUGUAGUUUGUACAUAGAAACGUGCGUAAUUGCAUGUUGCUGUUUUCGUCUGCUGUUAUUGAUUUCUAGAGACUGAUAAGAGUUAUUCGUAGGGCGAAUUUGUUGGAUAGAAAUAAUACACCUCUUUUAGCAUUGUUACUUGUGACUUUUGUAUCUUCCUUUAUAAUUUGUUGGCUCUCUUUGCUUUCAAAA